AACAUUUUUAAUUGUUUUGGACUACAACCACAGUAAUAUGAGGUAAACAAGUCCUGAAAAAACCUGAUUUACAAUUUUUUUGUUUCUGGAAAACAAAUUUGUGGCACAGUACACAAAAGUAAGAACCAAAACAUUAUGCCAAUAACUUAAUAUUUUUGUUGUGGUCACCUUACAGUCAAAUCGUAUUGAAGACCAAAGAGCUGAAUUGCCUGUUCUGUUGAGGCCAGAUUCUCGGUAUAUACCGUCAUUGGUUAUUGAAAAGAUAGACGUCAAUCACGAAGCUGAAGAGAGUGAUAUUUCAAAAGAAGAAGAAGAAACUGAUCCAGAAGAGGAGAAAGAGGAUACAAUGCCGAGAGAUCUUGACCCUGUCAGAGAGGUGUUGGCGGCAGGUGGACCUUAUCCUUUAGUGGUUCUGCCUGUUGGGGGUGAAUACUGGUUGGAAGGAAGUAACCAUUCUAACAUUAAUGGCAACAAUUUCAAGCAUCUUGACUGCAAGAUUGAGACAAGUAAUGUCAUCCAGAGUUACAGGAGGGAUUUCAUUGGAAAGGAACAUCUGAACUUCAUUUGUGAUGAUGAGAAACUUGGUCCUGUUAUCUUGUCUGUAAAGCAAGAGAUUGAAAAGCUGGAUGGCUGUGACACACAAGGAUUUAUCAGAGUUAUUUUAAGAACAACUGAAAAGACUAUUGCAGACUCUCUGCCAAUAGAAAAUCUAUCUGAAAAUCCCAGUCCAAGGGAGAUUACUAAGUAUCUUCUUGGGGAGGAUGCAGACAAUGUGGAUCAAUUUCAAGUUUUGGCUCAUCCUAAGGCAUCAGAACUGAUUGUAAAGUAUGAUGAACACAACUUAUCAAAUUCAUUCAAGUUUGGAGUGAUCUACCAGAAAUAUGGACAGACAACAGAAGAGGAGUAUUUUUGCAAUCAAACUCACAGUGCAGGCAUGAAUGAGUUCCUUGAGUUGUUAGGUGACAAGGUGUCUCUGAAAAACUUCAAAGGGGGCCCUGAAUUUCGCAAGUUCUUGUUGACCAAACUGAUAAAUGCAGAGCUGUCAGCUUACAACAGUGCAGAGUUCGCCAAAUUAGCGGACCGAACACGCUCCACUCUACUUCGAGGAUUAGCUAAAGAUUUACUUGAAAAGAAUGCUUUGAUUCUUGAUGCUGUGGGGGAGGAGGUGACUCCACGGAGGAGCAACAAGAUAUCCAAAAUCAGGAAUGCGUUACGUAAAGGCAGCCCUGUUAGUCGCACCUUUUCUAUGAGAGAGCCACGUGUUACUAAAUCAGAUGACGUGGACUCCGAUGACAGCCUUCCUAAGACCUGGGCCAAGAGGGCGAAGGAAAGACGAAAAUCUGCACAAGGUCUGCUAGCGCCCAGGAAGGCUCCUAAGCCACCAAAGAACCUUGAGCAGCCUCAGGGCCGCUGUAAGAGUAUGGAGUCGCUUCUCAUCCAAGAGCAGAACAAAAGCAGCGCUGUGUUUUACGCGGCAGACGAUUCCAGUUCUGAAUCGAACACGUCCGAGAUGUCUCGACAUCGUGAAGAGGAAGCUCAUUCUCCGAGGAAACAUAACACACGUUCACGGACGCCAGAGCCACGGAAAGAAAAGAUUUCGGAUUCUGCAGGAUCACCUCGACUAUCGUCGAAUAUGCCCCAGAACAUGACUCAUGCGCAGUCAGUGCCUAUACUAGAAGGUUAUGAUCGUACCUAUAGGACUCCUUCUCGAGUGCUCGACAAAUCACCACUUUCACGAGUAUCUUACGAGGGAAGCUCUCCAGGAGAAUACCAAGUUCGGUAUGUCGGCGGAUACCGUUCGGGGCCCGAAGAUGAGUCGGACGAGCCAAUUAGACUUACGACGUACGAUCGGUCUCCGACUCGUCACCGAAGGGGCUCGGACACGCCGGACAGCGUGGAUGUUGGUAGAAUUGAAGGCUACACUCAGUCAAGCUCAAUUGCGACCGAAAGCAGCACAUCUCCUAUACAUUACGUUCGCAAAUCCCGAGAAGAAAGAAAGGAGCGUGACAUACCGACAAGCUCGCCUUAUCUCCGAAGAAAAGCGCAAGAUAUCCCUACUGUCAAUACACAGUCCGCGUCCGCAGCGGGCUCGAGUCCAGUUCCUGUACAAAAGCAGAAGAAAACCGCCAUCGUUUCGCCCUUGUUUGAUGUGUCAGAAUCAAACAGGCCACGCUCUGUUCCACCUGGCCUUAUGAUGUUUGAUCCAACAGACCCUGAGUCCGAGAGAGUGGAACAGGUGUUUGACGAACGACCGCCAUCACUUCCCAAACUAGACACCGGCAGCGCUUUAAACUCGACUGAAGAUUUGUCCUCUACUGCAUUUUCCUUCAGACAAAUGGAAAUGUUUAAAAACGAGAUAUCAAGGCUCAAGUGUGAAAAGCUUGACCUGGCUCGACAGAACGUGUUACUGCAGCGUGAACACCGCGCCAUCAAAGACGCAGCCAUGCAGCAGACCGCUGACUUGUACCAAGCCCGCUGUGAAAUAGCUCGACUAAGAUCUCUAUUGCCAAGUGAGAAUGUACCCCCAAGGGACUCCUCCGCGAUAGAAGCUGUCACGGUACGAGAGGGGAAUAUCUCUCCUAAGAGCAGUAUGUCUCGAAGAGAAGUCACGACAGGAGUUUACGUUAGGGAAAGAGAAGAAACUGGAGAGAUUCCUACAAGGACUUCUUAUCGGGCUACGCGUCUUUGAAAGUCACGAAAACACCUUUUACAUACACUAGAAUUCUUCACGAUAAAACGAAUUCCCGAACAUAGUUAAGAAACACAAUCGUAGUCCCUCCAUUAAGUGACUUUGUUGUAAACACACUGUAAGAUACAUACAUGGAUGUUUAUUCUGUUAAGUACCCCAUGGUGUGUUGUAGUAUCGCGACUUCUAGGAAUGUCAUUAUUUUUCUGUGAAAGUCUGUUGUUAGAUCCACUUAGUGCGGUGAAAAUCUACGAGAUGAUAAUUCACAGUCUAAAUGCUGUUUUUUAUUCAAAAUGUAAUCAAUGUACCUUAAGGGUUUUCAAUGAAUGUCCUUUUUUCUAAAUGCGUUUACAAACUUAGCAGAGGAGUUUCCGAGUCUCGGUUCAGACGUCGAACGUAUCGUGAGUCAAACCGAACUUAGUGGAAAUUAAUUAGCGAGCCUAACUGUCAUUGGUUUUACUCAUUAGUGAGAAAUGUGACAAGAUAGAGAGAUAAAUCUAAGGAACGAGGCUUGGGAAUGGGUGAAACUGAUUGCUGUCAAACACAGCUAUGCGUUUGGAAAGAGAAUUCACUGCUUGUGUGUGUCAGGAAAGAAAAGUUUUGAAAAUCUGUCAUGUUGUUGCCAUGUAAAACAUAUUGAAAAAUAAUGAAUACUUCAUAAAUACAAUCAAUCAAUUUCAUCUUCCAGCAAAUGGGUUUUAUUCGUUCAAGAACGCUGUAUGUGGUCGUGCAUUUAACAAAUGGAACCAAAAUUGGAAGCUUGCUAAAAAGGUUUUUUUAAUUAUCGGAAUAAUUGUUUGUGUUCAUUUAUCAAAAUGGAUGAUUUAAUGCUUGCAAGGGCCUUGUAUUUCUCAUUCGAAGCAAUUUUACUCAAAUUUUCAUAUGAUCUGCUUUCCAAUUGUGGUUUGAAUUCUCUCUUGCGGGAUUUUCAAGUUGCAUUUUAAAGCUUAUAACUCUUCCCUUGUUGGAAACAAAUUUUGUCUCUCGGAGAUGCAUAAUGAAGUUUUAGAUACUGCCUGUAGAUAAAAAAAUGCGCAGCCCCGGCAAGAAAAGCUAAAUUAUCAAUAUAUUUUAAAAUCUCAUUCACACAGUGGAGUGAGUGGUUACGUUUUGAAAUCAUUACCAUGUAAAAUAUAUUACCAAUUUACAACGAUAUAGACAUGUAGUUACACGCAAUUUAAGCUGACGUUUUUGUAUUGCAAAGAAUUACAAAAUAGAUUAAUUUAUGAUAAUUAAGUUCUAGUCGUUAAAAUAAUUAUUUAGGUGAGCUUAACUCGUUUUUUGGUACGAUAGUUAUAUAGUUUUGCUGUUACGUUCUAUAAAUUUAGGUUCUCGUUAAAUAGAAGAAAAAAAAAACUUACAUGUCUAAAUCACUUGCUGUGCAUUAAUGUUACUAUUUAUGAUCAUUCAAUAAAGAGAACGAGCUUUAGUUAAAUUGUUUAAA
Molecule: messenger RNA, 4130 nt
Organism: Orbicella faveolata
Lineage: Eukaryota; Metazoa; Cnidaria; Anthozoa; Scleractinia; Merulinidae
Biological process (GO): regulation of small GTPase mediated signal transduction
Cellular component (GO): cytoplasm
Molecular function (GO): GTPase activator activity
Source: RefSeq, a predicted model, not a curated record